UCUCAUUACCCAGAGCCCCGCACCAUCUACAUUGUUACAAUCCUCCCAUUUCCUGCAACAGAACACUUCCAUGUCUCGCGUGAAGGGUAUGCUGUUUUAUCGCUUCAUACCGGAUCGUACCUGCCGCCUGGACGUUGACAACGAUGGAAGCAUAAAGAGCGAAUAUGAGAGGGGUUCGCCGCAAACUGUCAUUAGGUUGACAGAGAUGGGCUGCUGAUUUGGGAAUCCCGGAGAGCUGGAAGCGCCCAGGAGCACCAUGACCGUGUUCAACCAGGAGAAUGUGGAGGAUUAUUACGAGAUUGGAGACGAGCUCGGGAGUGGUCAGUUUGCCGUGGUGAAGAAAUGCCGCCAUAAGACGACAGGAGUGGAGUAUGCAGCCAAGUUUAUCAAGAAAAGGCGCAGCAAAUCCAGUCGGCGAGGGGUCUCCAAAGACGACAUUGAGAGGGAGGUCAGCAUCUUGAAGGAAAUCCAGCACCCAAAUGUCAUCACCCUGCACGAUGUGUUUGAAAACAAGAACGAGGUCAUUCUCAUCCUGGAGCUUGUUGCAGGUGGGGAGCUCUUUGACUUUCUAGCUGAGAAAGAGUCAUUGAGCGAAGAGGAGGCCACCGAGUUCCUUAAGCAGAUCUUAGAUGGAGUCAGUUACCUACACUCCAAACAGAUUGCCCACUUUGACCUGAAGCCGGAGAACAUCAUGCUGUUGAACCGGAGUGUGCCUCACCCCCGCAUUAAGCUCAUUGACUUUGGCCUGGCCCACAAGAUCGAUUUUGGCAACGAUUUCAAAAACAUCUUUGGUACCCCAGAGUUUGUAGCUCCAGAAGUGGUGAACUACGAGCCGCUUGGCCUGGAGGCAGACAUGUGGAGCAUUGGGGUUAUCACUUAUAUUCUGCUUAGUGGUGCCUCACCUUUCCUGGGUGAAAAUAAGCAGGAGACACUCGCCAACGUGUCAGCCGUAGACUACGAGUUUGAUGAGGAGUACUUCAGUAACACCAGUGCUUUGGCCAAAGACUUCAUUACACGGUUGCUGCUCAAAGAUCCAAAAAAAAGAAUGACAAUCCUGGACAGUCUUCAACACCCCUGGAUCAAGCCAAAAGACACACAGCAGGCACUGAGUCGUAAGGAAUCAGCAGUGAAUAUGGAGAAAUUUAAGAAGUUUGCUGCCAGAAGAAAGUGGAAGCAAUCGGUGCGUCUCAUCUCUCUGUGUAACCGGCUCUCCCGCUCCUUCCUGUCUAGGAGCAACAUGAGUGUGGCACGCAGUGAUGACACACUGGACGAGGAGGACUCAUUUGUCAUGAAGGCAAUAAUCCACGCAAUCAAUGAUGACAAUGUUCCAGGUCUAAAACACCUGCUUGGAUCUUUGACCAGCUAUGAUAUUAAUCAACCUAACAAGCAUGGAACCCCUCCGCUCCUGAUUGCUGCGGGCUGUGGAAACGUCCAGAUCAUUGAUGUGCUAAUGAAAAAAGGAGCGGAGAUUCAGGCCUUUGAUAAGACUGGAGCCAGCGCUAUCUACUACGCCGCCCGACAUGGUCAUGUGGGGACCUUGAGAUUCUUGCAUGAAAAGAAGUGCCCUCUGGACAUCCAAGAUAAGUCUGGAGAAACAGCUCUGCAUGUGGCAGCUCGCUAUGGUAAUGUGGAUGUAGUCCAAUACCUUUGCAGCAUCCAUGCCAACCCUGACCUAGUGGACCGGGAGCAGGAGACACCUCUCCACUGUGCUGCGUGGCAUGGUUACUCGGCGGUGGCCAGAGCCUUGUGCGAGGCUGGCUGUGAUGUUAACGCCCGGAAUCGUGAGGGAGAGAGCCCGUUACUCAGCGCUUCUGCCCGCGGCUUCAAGGACAUCGUGGAGUGUCUGCUGGAGCAUGGGGCGGACUUGGACUCCGUCGACAAGGACGGUCACAUUGCUCUGCAUUUGGCAGUGAGGAGAUGUCAGGCUGAAGUGGUGAAGUGUCUGCUCAGCCAUCACUGUUAUGUGGACCACCAGGACCGCCACGGCAACACACCUCUUCACAUCGCCUGCAAAGACGGAAACUUGCCUGUGGUCAUGCAGAUCUGCGCGGCUAAAGCCAAUCUGGAUAUUCCUAACAAAUUUGGGAGAACACCCCUUCACCUGGCAGCUAGUAACGGUGGUCUGGAGGUGGUGCGUCAUCUCUGUGUCACAGGAGCCAACACUGAAGCUAUCACUAAUGAUGGGAAGACAGCGGAGGAUCUCGCGAUUGCAGAGCAGCAGGAGCAUAUAGCAGUGCUGCUGGCCAAGCUGAAAAAGGACAACCAUAAGAGCAUUUACAUCCAGCAGCUGCGGCCUACACAGACCUUCCAACCUCGUAUCAAACUCAAGCUGUUCGGUCACUCGGGAGCAGGGAAGAGCACUUUGGUGGAGUCUUUGAAGUGUGGCAUUUUGCGCAGUUUCUUCAGGAGGAGGAGGAACCGGCUGACCAACCCUGUCCGGCACCCAGCCUCACCGGUCACCUCUAAACCUGCAGUGUCUGUCAGCAUCUCUAACCUGUACCCGGGCUGUGAGAAUGUCAGUGUGCGUAGCCGAAGCAUGAUGUUUGAGCCCAGUUUGACUAAAGGAGUGUUGGAGGUCUUCAGUCCUGUUCAUAACGCUCUCUCCGCGGCGGACGACACCGCCACCAAAGCCAUCGACAUCCAGAACGCCAAUGUCAAUGGUGUUGGAGACUUCAGUAUAUGGGAGUUCUCUGGUAAUCCCGUCUACUACUGCUCAUAUGACUACUUUGCUGCGAAUGACACCACGGCCAUUCAUCUGGUCUUAUUCAGCCUUGAGGAGCCUUACGAGACUCAACUGAACCAGGUCACAUUCUGGCUCAACUGCCUGAAGGCUCUCACUCUGCCAGAGGACAACAUCGCAUUUGGAGGGAAGAUCAGGAAUCCUCUGCGUGUGGUCCUGGUGGCUACACAUGCUGACAUUGUCAAUCUUCCCCGAUCGUUUGGGGGAGAGUUCAGCUACGACAAGGAGAGAUCUCUAAUUAAAGAAGUCAGAAACAGGUUUGGGAAUGAUCUGCAUAUUUCAGAGAAGCUUUUUGUCAUGGAUACAGGAGCGUCCAACUCCAAAGACAUGAAGCUGCUGAGAAACCUUCUGUUAGAGCUCCGCAACACCAUCGUCUCUACCUGCAGGCCGAUGACUCAGCUGGCAGAGAAGCUGUUGUCCACUCUGCCUUCCUGGCGGAAACUGAACGGGCCAAACCAGCUAAUGUCAUGGCAACAGUUUGUUGUGGAUGUGCAAGAACAAAUCAACCCUCUAGCCAGUGAAGAGGAUCUGCGGGAACUGGCUUCGCAACUUCACAGCAUGGGAGAGAUCAACAUCAUGCAGAGUGAGACUGUCCAAGACGUCGUCCUGUUAGAUCCUCGCUGGCUUUGCGGUAAUGUUCUCGGCAAACUUCUCUCGAUUGAAACACCCAAAGCAAUCCACCACUACCGUGGCCGCUACCGCAUAGAAGAACUCCAAAACCUCGUCUCCGAAGGUGACAUCGAUGAACUUCUCCAGGUGCUCGACGCCAUGGAUGUAUGCGCCCGCGACUUAGCCAACCCGGGAAUGGUGGACAUUCCCGCCCUCAUACGCACGGGUGGCCUACAGCACACCUGGACGGAUGAGGAAGACAUCGAAGGCGAGGACACGUUGCUUUACGGUGGCGUGCGCGUUGUCCCUGCGGAGCACUUGGCUCCAUUCCCUUGUGGACUUUUCCAUAAGCUCCAAGUGAACUUGUGCAGGUGGAGCCGGCAGCAGAAGCCAGAGGUGGAGGCUGAGGAUGUGAGGUUGUGGAGCGGCGGAGCUCGUGUUGGACUCGGCGGCGCUGAGGCACUGGUUCUGCUUGUGAACCACGGCCAGGGCAUGGAGGUACAGUUACGAGGACCUGAUUCGAAUCCCUCACGUUGCUAUGCUUUAUUGGACACGUUGUGCGGCAUGGCAGAGGGUCUGUUAGCUGCUACGUUACCCGGUUUGCUUACCGCCCGGCAUUAUCUUAGCCCUCAGCAGCUGCGGGAACACCACGGCCCCGUCAUGCUCUACCAACCGAGAGACUUUUUCCGCGCUCAGGCGCGAGGCGAGAACGCGCUUUCGAACACCAUGGGCGGCUAUCGCGAGAGCUUUGUCAGUAUCGUAGCAUUAGGUUGCACCCAGGUCUACAAACAGGGCAGUCUUGGAGGGGAAGUGGCCGUGGCGGAGGUCGGUCACCUGGCUCGACGCAAGCUCUGCCGCCUGCUGGACCCUCCCGAUGCCCUCGGAAAAGACUGGUGCCUGCUUGCCAUGAACUUGGGCCUUAGCGAGCUCGCUGCUAAAUACAGUUCUGGCACCAACGGAAUCCCGCCCGCAGACCCCCUUUCCCUUCCCAGUCCCACAGCCACGCUCCUCCAGGAGUGGAGCCAGCGACCCGAUUCAACCAUAGGCAUUUUGGUCGCUAAGUUGCGAGAACUCGGCCGCCGGGAUGCGGCAGAUUUCCUCCUCAGAGCUGCACCUGUGUUCCGGGUCAACUUGGAGUUUCUGGGCACCCCGCCGGAGCCCUACAGCCCGGUGUGUAACGGGGGCGGCACAUCCUUCAACUCCAUCAGUUCGGUGAUCUCUCGUUAGGACGUCACUUGUGUGUCUAUAGAGAAACGUGCAAUUGACCGGCGGAGCGGUGUUCAAGCUCGAGCUCCCUUGGUGUUCCCGAGACUGAAGUAUUUGAAUCAGAUACUCUGCUCAUGUCCAUUUUGUUGCCCUUCGCGAUUUCUGAAUGUUCAUUCUCGGUGUCUUUGAAAAGGUGCCUAUGUGCUUUUUUUUUCUGCAAACCUUUUAUUGACUGUCUCACAUUCCCAAGGUGAAACGGCCUUACUGAAAGAAAAUUCCAUCACUUUUAUAAAUUCGGACAGCUGUUAUAGGGGAUUUGCGCUAAAUUUGAUGACCGAAUGAUGGAUCACUAAGUGCUUGGCAGCAUUGUUUAAUAAACGACUCAAGCUAUUGAGUGCCUUGAAGAUGGUAAGCUAUUGACAAAGAGCCAUUGUUAUAGAUUUCAAAAUUGGAUGUGCAUCUCUGCAAGUGUUUCGGUGUUUACCUGUCUUACGAAGCUUUUAACGAACAUAUCUAUUAGAUUUACACUUUUUAAACGUAAAAAAAUCGGUACAAAAUUGAGUCGUUCGCAUUUACUACCUGAUCGUUCCUUGUUGCAACUAACACGCGUCAUUUUCAGACAGGAUUUUAUCCAAAUGUCGAAGCACAAACACACAUACUAAACAUUCCUUUAAAACUCAAAAUGCAUGGUAAAAUGUCUGGUUUUUAAUCCCUCAUGUUUGUCUCAUUCACACUUGUAGCUUACUUGUCACUUUUGUGAAAUAUUACAGUUCCGACUACCUGUCAAAUGGAAAUGAUGAAAUAUUCCAGGCACUUACAUGACAAGUAAUAUUUAGUUUUUCUUCAUAAAAAUGAUGUCUGCUGCAGUGUCCUGAUGAGCAUGAUCUUUGUUACAAUCGUUCCGCUUAUUUUAAUAUAUCCCGUUUCACACAUUUACACUGUUUGUUGAUCGUUUAAAGAAAUGUAUUUUAAACAGUCGUUUGAAUUCUUUACACUGGAGAAUUAAUGCUAUUCUAAGGGACUUAAUUUGGCAGAAGCGUCAUAAAAUAUGUUGACAUUUUGCGUUAAAACUGUUAAAAGCGAUGCCAUUCUUUAGUUACAGGAAAACCGUAAUGAAUGUGGUGUAUUGGAUACAAAUGAAGUGACAACUUGAAAACUGUAGAUGGCAGCAAACUCUGUUACUUCUAACACAUGCUACGACUCCUUUUGCUCUCCUUCUUACGAGACUGUUGUAGUUUCAUCAUCGUCUUUUUUUUAAUGUCUGAAAGUCCAGACAACUGUUCCAUAUUAUAUUUUGGGACAGGUCUAUCCUCAAGCUUAUCAUCAUUUCCCUGGCAGGCUUAAAAUCACAAACUGUUCUAAAAGGGAAUCGGGCAUAUUUUGUUCUCUCAUUCCAAAAGGCACAUUUUUAUAUUGUGGUUAAGUCUAUGUAUUAUGGAGCUCUUUCGCUGUUUAGCUGUGGUCAAGGUUCAUGAUUUCCCCCCUUUAAGACUUUAACAGGGUAUAUCAGAGGGGAAUUUAUCCUGGUGUAUUUAAGACUUGUACAGUCAUCUCUUUGCACAAGACCUUCACAUUAUUGCUCUAUUUAUAUUAUGUCCGCAUGUCUCUGAAUGCAAUGUCCUUAAUACUUCCUCAGACUUUACAGUGUACUACAUUUUUUUUAUAUAAUAAAUUGUUUACUCAAUUA
Puntigrus tetrazona (Sumatra barb) is the source of this 6242-nucleotide messenger RNA. It is a transcript of the gene dapk1, whose product is annotated as death-associated protein kinase 1. The record is from RefSeq and is a predicted model, not a curated record. The transcript is spliced from 26 exons. The coding region runs from base 257 to 4576 and encodes 1439 amino acids. Gene Ontology annotation, biological process: positive regulation of apoptotic process; protein phosphorylation; intracellular signal transduction. Gene Ontology annotation, cellular component: nucleus; cytoplasm. Lineage: Eukaryota; Metazoa; Chordata; Actinopteri; Cypriniformes; Cyprinidae. Gene Ontology annotation, molecular function: protein serine/threonine kinase activity; protein binding; ATP binding.